AUGAUUUUCUUUUUCGGAUUUGCUGAAUGUGUUAAUAGGACAAGAUAUAGGAAAUGCGAAGAUUCUGUAUUUUGUGCUAGAAACAGAUUCAUUCAGAACUCAAAUUGGACAUUAUUAGCAGAAACAGCACAAAUUCACGAAAAUAUUUUUAGCGCUAAAAUAAUUGACGAAGAUUUUAAUAGAGAACUUAAUUUUACAGCAUCUAUUUUGAAAUGCGGCAUUCCACAUGUUAGAAUUGCUAACAUAAUUCCAGAUAAAUUCCCAAGAUACGAUUUCAUUAAAGAGCCAACAUUAAUUGAUCAAGAUUUCAUUUCAGAUUUAGAUGGUUUAUCGAAUUCUAUUAGCUUUAAUAAGAUAAUUGUUGAAUCAACUAAAACAAAAAUAAUAUUAACGCCAAAACCAUUUAAUUUUGAAAUUUAUACUAAUGGUUCUAAGGUAUUAACAAUGAACUACGAUAACAGCGCUGUAUACGAAUUUAAUAUGGAUAAGAAGCAAUAUCCAGUCCAAAAUCGUCCAGCAAGGUUUAAUGAUCAAGCAGAGACCCUACGAAAUGGUCCGACAUCUGUUGGACUCUCAUUUCUUUUCCACAUGAAAAACCUUAAAUUUUCUGGUUUAGCUCAUCAUACAUUGAAUCUCACAUUGAAACCAACCACUGACGAUGAACCAAUUAGAUUUUUCAAUACAGAUAUAAACAGUUACGAAAUAGGAAAUGGAAUGGCGAUGUAUGGCACAAUUCCAUUCCUUGUCGCUCAUAAUACUACAGAAUCAAUAGGUGUCUAUUGGUGCAAUCCUUCGGAAACAUGGGUUGAUAUUUCAAAAAAUUCUUCUCGAUUUUUGUCCGAAACCGGGUAUAUUGAAUUCUUUGUUAUAACCGGAUCACAUAGAGAAGUUACACAUAGGUUUGCAGACCUGACUGGCCAUCCUGCGAUGCCACAAUCCUUUGCAUUGGGUUUUCAUCAAUGUAGAUGGACAUACAUGAGCUCAGAUAUCAUAAGAAACAUCACAAACUCAUUAGAUGAAUAUAUGAUACCUCAUGACUCAAUUUGGCUUGAUUUAGACCAUACAGACGAUAAAAAAUAUUUUAUGUUCGACAAUUCUAAGUACAAAGACAUCAAACAAGUCCAGUAUGAAUUGUUAAAGAACAAAAGGAAGCUAGUAACCCUUGUAGAUCCUCAUUUGAAGAACGCAGAUUAUUAUUUUGUCUUUUCAGAGGCCAAAGAAAAGGGAUACCUCGUUAAAAACUCCAAUGGAGGUAUUUUCUACGCAAACUGCUGGCCAGGAAACUCUUCCUGGGUUGAUUUCCUCAAUCCCGACGCAAGAAAAUGGUGGGCAUCGCUAUUUUCAUAUGGAAAGUACAAAGAUUCCACCGGUUUACUCUUUAUCUGGAACGAUAUGAACGAGCCAUCCAUAUUUGACAUCUCUGAUCUAACAAUGCCACGAGAUGCCCUGCAUUUCGGAGACAUAGAAGAAAGGGAAGUACAUAAUUUGUACGGCCAUUUCAAUGUCUUGGCAACAGCUGAUGGAUUGAUCAGUAGAAGUCGUGGAAUUCCUGAUAGACCAUUCAUAUUAACGAGAUCCUUCUUCGCAGGAAGCCAGAAAUACGCUGCAAUGUGGACAGGAGAUAACGCCGCUGAAUGGGAUCACCUUAGAAACUCAAUUCCUCAGAUACUUUCCCUUUCUAUUUGUCAAUUUCCUUUCUCAGGAAGCGAUGUUGGCGGAUUCUUCAAUUCCCCUGACAAGGAAUUGCUCUGCAGAUGGUACCAAGCUGGCGCCUGGACAUACUCCUUCUUCAGAUGCCACUGCCAUCAUUUGGCUGAUAAUCGUGAACCAUAUCGUUUAUCUACCGGAUGGAGGGAACUCGCUGUUGAUGCGAUUAUCGAAAGAUACCAAUUAUUCCCAUUAUGGUAUACGGCUUCUCGUAUCGCAAAUCUCACGGGAGAACCAAUUGUAUCUCCAUUGUACUUCUACUUCAACGAUGAAGCACUACAAGAUGAAGAAUUAGAAGUACUUCUCGGAGAAUCGUUAUUAGUAGCUCCAAUUGUUGAACAACAACCGAAAUCGAGAAAAAUUAUUUUGCCAUCAGGUGUAAGAUGGUACGAUUACAGGACAUACCAAGAAUUCACCAAGAGCUAUGACCGAACAGAUGUCAGUUCCGUGCCAGUUUACAUCAGAGGUGGAAGAAUCAUCCUUCAAAAACUCACAAGAAGGAAAUCCAUACCUCUUAUGCAUUUGGACAACUACACAAUGGUUGUAGCACUAGAUGACAAGCAAGAAUCCCGUGGUGAACUCUACGCAGAUGAUGGUCAUUCAUUCAAAUUCCUUGAAAAUGAAUUUGUUCACAGAGUUUUCACAUAUAAAGAAGGAAUUUUAGAGAAUAGAGAACACGAGACACAAAAAGGAAACUUGCCUGAUUACGAAAAUGUUUAUAUUUCAACAAUUAAAAUUGUAGGAUGCCACGAAACUCCUUCAGAAGUAGUUUUUGAAGGAAAGUCGAUGAAAUUCAGUAUCUCUGAGAAUGUUUUAGUUUUGGAAGACGUCAAUGUCCCUGUUUCAAAAGAUUGGAGUAUCCAAUUUAAGUUUUAA
This is a messenger RNA of Trichomonas vaginalis G3, 2583 nucleotides long. RefSeq names its product glycosyl hydrolase. The transcript has a single exon. The record is from RefSeq and is a predicted model, not a curated record. NCBI's taxonomy places the organism in Eukaryota, Parabasalia, Trichomonadida, Trichomonadidae. Gene Ontology annotation, biological process: N-glycan processing; carbohydrate metabolic process. The coding region runs from base 1 to 2583 and encodes 860 amino acids. Gene Ontology annotation, molecular function: alpha-glucosidase activity; carbohydrate binding.